Messenger RNA from Sycon ciliatum, 1840 nucleotides. RefSeq names its product ras-related protein Rab-18-like. Bases 137 to 769 code for a protein of 210 amino acids. NCBI's taxonomy places the organism in Eukaryota, Metazoa, Porifera, Calcarea, Leucosolenida, Sycettidae. Gene Ontology annotation, biological process: vesicle-mediated transport. The transcript has 8 exons. The record is from RefSeq and is a predicted model, not a curated record. Gene Ontology annotation, molecular function: GTP binding; GTPase activity.
UUUGCUUUUUUGAAGUGCCGAGUGAGUAGAAUACAUCUUGUUCAAACUCGAGUUGGUUCAGCUUUGCUUAGGUGUUUGUCGGAACGAGGAGCUGCUGACAUUUGCUAGAGAGGAGUCUUUAUGAGUCUGGACCGAAAUGGAGGGAACUCCAGUGCUAACUAGUCUGAAGAUCCUGAUCAUCGGGGACAGUGGAGUCGGAAAAUCCAGUUUAUUGCUGCGGUUCACGGAUGAUCGCUUUGAUCCAGAACAGUCCACCACAAUUGGUGUUGAUUUCAAAGUGAAGACACUGACUGUGGGCAGUAGCCGGGUGAAGUUGUCAAUAUGGGACACGGCCGGGCAGGAGCGUUUCCGUACCCUCACACCCAGUUACUACCGUGGCGCACAGGGUGUUAUACUAGCCUAUGACUGCUCCUGUCGGUCAACGUUUGACGGUCUAAAUGUAUGGCUGAAUGAGCUAUCAACGUAUGCGACUAAGGAGAACAUUGUCAAGAUGCUGGUCGGCAAUAAGAUAGAUCGAGAAGGCAGGGAAGUGACGAGAGAGGAGGGCCUGCAGUUUGCACGCGCACAUUCCAUGCUGUUUAUUGAAGCAAGUGCUAAGACGCGUGAUGGUGUGCAGGUUGCGUUUGAAGAGCUCGUGGAGAAGGUCAUUCAAACACCAGGCUUGUGGCAGGCGGAAGGCGGCGCGGGUGCUGGCGGCGCGCCACUAAGUCUGGCUUCCGGCGGAGCGGCAGCCAUGGAAACCUGCUCAGGCUACUGCUCCACGCUGUGAUGUGCUGCUCAGAAUCUGCUCGGUGUCUACACAAAAUCCACUCUGUAUCCAUGCAGUACAGCAGUAUGUGCUUGGAGCUCUCAGCCUCGUGCAGCAGUAUCUGUAAGAACCGGAGGAGAUGGAGGCUAUGACCCAGGUUAGAGGUUGACACUGUUUCUGUUCAUGGCCCCGUUCGCAACAGUUCUGUUGCCUAGGCCCGGCCAAGUAUGCAGCUGCUGCCUUGCCACGCUGCAUUGCAGCUAUGCACCACACGUAAUGGCUCUACAGCUGCAUGUACAAGUAAGUAUUAGCUGUGCGUCAUUGGUCAUCUCAGCGAUUGAUCUCUGUUCGCUGAUUUCGCUCGGCUUCUAUCCGCCUGUGCAUCUCUGCUCCGUGCUGCAAGCAAGCAUUGGGGAUGGCUUCACACCUUGACCAACUGACCGCAACCUCUGCGUGCGCACGUGUGUGUGUGUGUGUGUGUGUGUGUGUGUGUGUGUGUGUGUGUGUGUGUGUGUGCAUGUGUGUGUGUGUGUGUGUGUGUGUGUGUGUGUGUGUGCUACUGACUGUGAGUUCCCCAUUUAGCUUAGAACUUUCUUGAGCUUACAUGUGUGUGUUAGGCAUGUUAUCAGCCAUGCUGCCAGUACCUGCUGUAAUCUGGACGCAUAACGGUAUCAGCUGCCAGACCUAUCCCAUAUCUCCUAGUGUUUUCGGGCUACUCAAUGUCCACAAUCAGAUUUUUCCUGUGCUUAAAAGUAAGUGCCUGACAUUUUCGCUGCACAUGCCGACCUUUUAUUCUGUCGUUUGUUAGCUUUAGUACAAUUUUAUCUUGCUCAGCACCUGCAGAAAGACUUUGAAUGGAACUGUUGCCCUCACUUGUCUUGAAGGCCUCUGGAAGACAGCUGCUCUAUAUUUUACUUUCGUCAUUGCACGAUAGAAGUGCACUUUUGUUUGAGUCAAAUGAUAAAUAUCAUGCUGCGUGAGUGAACUCGCCUCUGAAAUGUUUGUUUCUGUGCUGGCGUGUUUCAAGAUAUUUCUACCUUUAUUCUAUGCAUCUCGUCAAGUCAUGUACAUUUUUCAAUCAUUAGUGCAAGU